AUGGACGAAGCCGAGAAGAUUCGCGUGCCUCCCUCACAGUUUAAAGCCGAUGUUUGGACGCAUUUCGGCUUCCGAAACAAAGACGAAAGCGUUGCCCUCACAUGCGAUGGAUGGACUUCGCGAGCCACAGAGCCAUACCUCACUAUAACAUCGCACCACAUUGACGAGAGCUGGGAGUUGGUUUCUCACGUGUUACAGACUAGGGCUCUGUUUGAGUCCCACACCGGCACCAACAUUGCUCAGGUGCUGAGAGCGGCGCUGGAAGAAUGGGAGCUUAUUAACAAAGACCCUGCAAUAGUAACAGACAAUGCCUCGAAUAUGACCAUCGCUGCACAGCUGGCACACAUGCAACAUUUCAAGUGUUUCGCCCACACCUUGAAUUUGGCAUCUCAGCGUGCCCUGAAACUCCCCACUGUCAGUAGAUUGUUAGGAAGAGUAAGACGGGUGACUGCAUUUUUCAGACGCAGUACUGUUGCGUCCCACGUAUUGCGUGAGAAGCAAGGUUUGCUGAAUCUCCCUCGCCACAAAUUGAUGACAGACGUCGCCACUCGCUGGAACAGCGCGCACGACAUGCUGGAGCGUUUCUUGGAGCAACAGCCUGCCAUCCACGCUGCGCUCCUGUCUGCCGAAAUGCGGAAGUCUGAGAAGGACAUCUGCACACUUACAGAGUCUGACAUAACUGCUGCUGAGGAGGUCGUCGCUGCCAUGAAACCUAUGAAAGUAGCCACACUCGCAAUAUCAGAGGAGACCAGUCCAACGCUAUCUAUUGUAGCGCCACUCCAUGCUCAACUCGUCCAUCAGCUUCAAGACAACCCGAGUGAUUCCACAUUGACAAGGGAACUUAAAACCACAAUAUGCCAGGAUCUUAACAAGAGAUACUUAAAUGAAAAGGAGGCGCUGUAUAAGGCCUCGGCUCUUGAUCCCCGUUUUAAGGCCCUACCUUUCCUUUCCGAGGACGAGAGGGAAGAUGUCUACAAUGGAAUAACUGCAGAAGCUACCAGGACCAAGUGGGCAUUACAGCAAAGCAAAAGUGGACUUCAGGCAGAAUCAAUGGAGGAUGGCAGCCAGGAUCCUGACCAAGAAGACAUGUCUGCAAUAUGUUCAUCAAAAUCACCAAAACCUUGUUCUCUAGCUGAUCUACUUGGGCAGACAUAUGCAGCAGGUGCUGCAAAGAAAUCGAAAACAGCUGAGGACCAGGUGAUCGAGGAGAUCACAAGAUAUAAGGAGGAGGCACCCCUGGCACUUGGUGUCAACCCACUGGAGUGGUGGAAGGAACAUGAGUGCCAGUAUCCUUUUCUUUCAAAAGUCGCCAAGAAACACCUGUGCAUCCCAUGGACUAGUGUCCCCUCUGAGAGGGUUUUCUCUACUGCUGGGGACAUAAUAACUGCCAAACGAAGUGCAAUUGCCCCUGAGCACCUGGACCAGCUGCUUUUCCUGAAUAAAAACAUAAAGCACUAG
Molecule: messenger RNA, 1458 nt
Organism: Neoarius graeffei (lesser salmon catfish)
Lineage: Eukaryota; Metazoa; Chordata; Actinopteri; Siluriformes; Ariidae
Product: E3 SUMO-protein ligase ZBED1-like
Exons: 4
Coding region: 1-1458 (485 amino acids)
Molecular function (GO): protein dimerization activity
Source: RefSeq, a predicted model, not a curated record